ACAUUGACAAGCUUGCCUGUGUUGGUCUAAUACGUUAGCUCAAGAGGCAGACAUAAACUAUGCCACUAAACACUUUUGUCUCAAAACAUAUUGCAAAGAGAAAUUAUUUAGCUGCUUCUUUCUUUUUAUAACACAUUAUGUGUGCUUGCGAAAGACGGAAAAUGUCCCUUAGUAGUAAUAAUUAAGCAUAAUUCUAUAUCUGUAAUAAUAGUAAAAUUGCAAGGACUCUCCUGGGACUCUUUGACCCCCAACUCAUAAAUACUAAGGACUCCAGUCCAGGGAAAGCUGAACGGGCAGGCAGGCUUGUUUCAAGCAGAACCUGAAACCCUCUAGGAGUUAAUAGAUCGAGACUAGUAGCUGAUUUCAAUGAGUAACUUUAAUAAGUAAAUUCCAAUGAAAAAAGGCUUAAUCAGAUUUUUUUUCCUCUGAGUAGCUCAAUAAAAUAUGCUCUCUGGAACAAGAUCUGACUCACAUUGCAGGUUUAACAAGGGCUAAUUUAAAUAGGUCCUUUUUUCAGUUUUGGUGUUAAAGAGAAAAUUAAAUAAAUACCAAACUUUAGAGAAUGUCUUUCAAAAUUCUGGAACCACGAAUAAACAAACUCCCAUUUUGACAGAUGGUGUCUGGCUUAUAACCAAAUGACAAGACAAUCAGAAGUAUGGAAAAUUGAGAUGCAUUACUUAGAAUGGGACCUCACCAAGCUGUGUGAUGAACUCCACCCAUUUACUAUAGAAAGAGUAAGAAAAAAAGUCUCAGCUCCUACAUUCAUUGUACUUAAUCAACUUGCCUAAAAGUUCUUGUAACAACUUGCUUUUGUAGAGAUACUUGCAGGUACACAAAAAACUUACGUUCUUCUCCAGCCUUUCUGUUAAAGCCAUCCAGUAGAUGGGGCCAUGGAGUUAUACAAAAUGCAGAAGAAAGUAAAAUGAGCUUAUCCUAGGAAGAACUCUCAUAAUCAGUGCAAAUAGAGCUUUGUUAAUUCAUGAAAUUCUAACGUCAGGCAAAUAAUUUAUUUGGUUAUAUCAUGUUCUGACUGUAUAACUGAUUAAGCUGCACUCAAAUGUUAGUUAAUAUGACUCCACAUUUGUUUGAUACUGAAAUAAUUACAACUCUCAGUCAACAAAAAUUACAGCUGAGGUUUUAAUUUUCAUUCAUGCCACAUUCACUCCCAUGUAUUGUACAGGUCUGAUAUACAGUCAGACUUGAGAUGAAGUGACACAAUGGAAAGCAUUGACAGUAAUUGUAGCAAGAAAGUCCCACAUGUGGAAACGCGUAUGUGGUAAGAGGAACGUGUUAGUGGGUCCUGCAUAAUACAAAGGAUGACUUUAUAAUUGUAACUUACACGCGCUGUUGGUGGUUGGUUUGUUUGUUUUUUCCCUGCUUCUUCCUGUUAAAUCUGGAAACAGAAAAGGACAUAUGGAUUUGAGAAAACAUGUAUGAAUGCUGCAGGAGCAGGGGUCAGUUCCAACGAUUUCAUGGCAGUGGACGCUGAAGUCUGAAAUGUGCCUGAACACAGUGUGCUGUAUGGUGUAGCCGAAGUUGCCACCCUGACUGUGUUUGCAGUUCUCUUUUAAAAUGAAUGAAUUUUAAUCUAUUUAACCAGCAAAUUGCAUCAGGUAUGAGUUUAAAAGUGCACAUUCUAUUUUGCUGCAUUUGAAAACCUGAUUUUCUGUGUCUUGUACCCGAAGAUCUUAACACCUGUAUAAAGUUGAUCCUUUAAGUCAGUUCUGCUAUAAAAAGUUGUUCAAAACACUUGUAAAGACAAAAUUAUCAUCAGUCUUCUGUGCCACUGAACAGGUCUGUGGGUGAGUGCUGCGAGGCUGGUGUGAUUUCCCUUUCUGCUCGAGUUAACAUCAGUUUCCAAGCCACAGGUGCCAGCAGGAGUCCCUGGGUCCUGGGUGUUCCGGAUCUUUGUCAUACAACAUGCCCAGUUUCUCCUGGGUUCAGCUAUCAAGUCCCAUUCAGGGUCCCCAUCUCCGCCUGAACACCGCCCGAGGAGCCGGGCGAGUAGGGCGUGGCUCCAUCAUCCCGUCCGUGCGGCCCCGGGUCAGCAGCGGCCUCGCGGCGCGGUGCGGGGCAGAGCCGGUGCGGUCUCGCAGUGCCGCGGGGCAGAGCCGGUGCGGUGCUGCCCGCCCGGCCCGCACGUGAUCACCAACGAGGAGCCGCGACGGCACCUGGAGGCGGCUCCGCCCCGGUCCCAGGAAGGGAGCGGCCGGAUCCGGCGGGAGGGGACGGGACGGGACGGGGCUGCCGCCCCUCAGAGGCCCCGCGACUCCGCCGGCGGCGGCCAUGGCUUUCGGGAAGGCUCCGAAAGACCCUUUCGGCACCGCCGUGGGCAGCCUGGUCGACCGGGCGACGCUUGGAUCGCUGCAGACGGAGGACUGGGGACAGUUCAUGCACAUCUGCGACGUGAUCAACGCGACAGAGGAGGGGCCUAAAGAUGCAGUUAAAGCGCUAAAGAAAAAGCUUUCAAAAAACUGUAACCAUAAGGAGAUCAGGCUUACCCUGUCUCUGCUUGACAUGUGUAUAGAGAACUGUGGCCCGAGAUUCCAGUCUUUGGUUGUGAAGAAAGAUUUCUGUAAGGACAAGCUGGUGAAACUACUGAAUCCAAGAUAUAAUCUGCCAAUUGAUAUGCAGGAGAAAAUCUUGUCCUUUAUCAUGACAUGGGCCCGAGGUUUCCCAGGAGCUGUGGAUGUGAGCGAAGUAAAAGAAGUUUAUCUAGAAUUGCUGAAGAAAGGAGUGGAGUUUCCGUCUUCUGACACCAGCAGAGGGGAGCCUAAGACUUCAUCUCAGCCUUCUACAAAGUCAUCACCAUCUUCUGCUAAUCCUCCAAAACAGCUUUCGCCACCUCUUCCCACAGGCCCAACACUGUUGUUGACUCCUGAUCAGAUUGGGAAACUGUAUAGUGAACUGGAUAUGGCAAAAACGAAUGUGAGAGUCAUGUCAUCAAUACUGAAAGAAAAUGUCCCUGGCUCUGAAAAUCCGGAUGACAUGAAUCUUUUACAGAAACUGUAUAAGACCUGUCGGAUGAUGCAGGAGAGGAUCAUGGAUUUGUUGGUGACAGUGGAGAAUGAAGAUGUGAUAGUUGAGUUAAUACAAGUAAAUGAAGAUCUGAAUGAUGUCCUCCUGGGACAUGAGAGGUUCUCCCGAAACAGAGUUCGUUUUUUGGAGAAUCAGAGGAUACAACGUGAGCGCGCAGAGCUGUACAGGAAACAACCAUCUGCUCCCUCAAGUGAUCUACUUGACCUCUCCUUGGAUUUGCCAUCUGCUGUGUCUGCAGUGGUGCUAAUUGACUCUGCAGCGUCUCCUUCAGGCCGUAAUGGCAUAUCUGCACACCCUGAAGACAAAACCAAGCAUCAUCCAUCAAUUUAUCCACAGCUAGAUUUAGCUCAGCAAUUUCCAUUUACAACUGAAGCAGAAAAAAAUAGUCUAAGUGACCCAGCUGGACACACAUAUAGCAACUUGGCGACUGUCUUAAGCCCAGUGCCUCUGAAUCCAGGACAAACUACACCAUCAAAUGGACUGUCAGCAGCAGCUGCAUCCAAGAACAAGGCACAAUCACCUAAUUACUACGAGAUAAUGGAAUUUGAUCCUUUGGCUCCUACUGAAGUUAUUUAUGAAGAAAUUGAUGUUGUGCUGAAGGCAGAAGCUAAAAAGAGUACAGAAUGCUGAAGGUGAAGUCUUUUGCUGAAUGCAGGUUAUUCUCUGAUGCUGUCCCUGUGCAGUGCUUCGUGUAACAUAGAAGCAAAUAACAGAACAGGUUUUGUGUUUUGACAUAGUAUUCCAAUACUUGUUUAUUGAGCUGUGUGGAAGUUGAAGAGUUACUUAGUUCUACACCUUGAUAACUUGUCCUCAAUGUUCAACUGUGUAUUCUUCAAGGUGACUUGCAUGAUUUAUUUUUCAAGCAUUUUGGGGGCCUUUCAAAUGUGAUUUCCAAAUUCACCUGUGUAUCAGGUAACACUUGACAUCUGUCACAAACAAAAAGGAUGUUAUGUUUACAGAAUCUGUGAACCCAGUUUCUGUUUUGGCCUCAUUGCUGUCUGUGUUAAUCUCAUUAAAAGUUUAAAGGGGGCUUCAGUAUGUAGGAUUCUCGUGAUAGAUGUCUGAAGACAUGCAGUGUUACUCUCAGACAUUCAUAUUCUGAAUACAGAUUUGUUUUCUUCCUCCAAGGCCACAAUAUAGUUGGAUUUUUGUCUUCAUAAGAACCUGAGCUGGGACUUAAGGUGCUGUCAUCCAUGAUUAGCAGAACAGAAAAACCCUUCUUGUUCCAUUGUUGUUGUUACUCUUAUUUACUCAGUAAAUAUGGGAGGGCGAUCAAUAAUUUCUUUCAGUGUUCCUGCCCUGCAGAGGUGGUUCUGGUGAAGGAAAAAAUAGUCAUCUACAAUGCAGAUGAGCAGUGGUUAUCUGUUUAAUCAAACUGUGUAACCCUGUUAAUAACAAUUACCUUAAUAAUUAAAGUGCCUUAUCUAUUUUAAUGCUGAAUGUAACGUGCACUUUAACAGGUAUAGUUCUCUGAAUUUAUAAUAGAUAUAAAGUUUGAGAACUUAUUGAUGUUCAUAGCUGAUAAGCUGGGGGGGAUUGUGAAAUACUGUAUUUUACAUGUUCACUAUGUUAACUGUUUUAAGUGAUAAGUUCUCAGUUGGUUCUGCAACUUUGUAGCAUAACAUUCAAAUUAAAAGCAAAUGCUUACUGAGAAGUUAA
Messenger RNA from Strigops habroptila (Kakapo), 4698 nucleotides. It is a transcript of the gene TOM1L1, whose product is annotated as target of myb1 like 1 membrane trafficking protein. The coding region runs from base 2287 to 3669 and encodes 460 amino acids. Gene Ontology annotation, biological process: signal transduction. Gene Ontology annotation, molecular function: clathrin binding; phosphatidylinositol binding; ubiquitin binding. Gene Ontology annotation, cellular component: membrane; endosome. Lineage: Eukaryota; Metazoa; Chordata; Aves; Psittaciformes; Psittacidae. The transcript has 15 exons. The record is from RefSeq and is a predicted model, not a curated record.